Molecule: messenger RNA, 2191 nt
Organism: Capra hircus (goat)
Lineage: Eukaryota; Metazoa; Chordata; Mammalia; Artiodactyla; Bovidae
Gene: TLR1
Product: toll like receptor 1
Biological process (GO): toll-like receptor signaling pathway; cellular response to triacyl bacterial lipopeptide; inflammatory response
Cellular component (GO): Toll-like receptor 1-Toll-like receptor 2 protein complex; membrane
Molecular function (GO): Toll-like receptor 2 binding; lipopeptide binding; transmembrane signaling receptor activity
Source: RefSeq, marked provisional
GCCUGACAUCCUCUCACUAUCAAAGCUGAAGAUUUUGAUAAUUUCUCAUAAUAGAAUCCAGUAUCUUGACUUGAGUGUUUUUAAAUUCAACCAGGAACUGGAAUACUUGGAUUUGUCCCACAACAAUUUGGAGAAGAUUUCUUGCCACCCUACUCUGAACCUCAAGCACUUAGACCUCUCAUUUAAUGCAUUUGAUGCCCUGCCCAUAUGCCAAGAGUUUGGCAACAUGUCUCAACUAGAAUUUCUGGGGUUGAGUGCCACACAGUUACAAAAAUCCAGUGUGCAGUCAAUCACUCGUUUGCACAUCAGCAAGGUUUUAUUGGUCUUAGGAGAUACUUAUGGGGAAAGAGAAGAUGCUGAGAGCCUUCAAGACCUUAAGACACAGAGCCUGCACGUUGUUUUCCCCACAGGAAAGGAAUUCCAUUUUAAUUUGGACGUGUCAGUCAGCACCACAGUGAGUCUGGAACUGUCUAAUAUCAAAUGUGUGCUUGAUGAUAAUGGGUGUUCUUAUUUCGAAAAUGUUCUGUCCAAACUUCAAAAGAACUCAAGGUUAUCAAAUCUUACUUUAAACAACAUUGAAAUAACUUGGAAUUCCUUCAUUACGAUCCUCCAGUUGGUUUGGCGUACAAACAUUGAGUAUUUUUCCAUUUCAAAUGUGAAACUACAAGGUUACCUUGACUCUAGAGAUUUUGAUUAUUCUGACACUUCACUGAAGGCCUUGUCUAUACACAAAGUUGUCCAUGAUGUGUUCAGUCUUCCACAAGGUCAUGUCUAUAAAAUAUUGUCAAAUAUGAACAUCCAACAUCUCACAGUGUCUGCUGCGCACAUGGUCCACAUGGUCUGCCCGUCCCAAAUUAGCCCAUUUCUGUAUUUGAAUUUUUCCAGUAAUCUCCUAACAGACACAGUUUUCAAAAACUGUACAAAUUUGGCUAAUUUGAAGACACUUAUCUUACAAAAGAAUCAAUUAAAAGAACUUAUAAACAUAGUUCAUAUGACCCAGGAAAUGAAGUCUCUACAACAACUGGAUGUUAGCCAGAAUUCCCUGGCGUAUGAUGAAAGUGAAGGAAAUUGCCCUUGGGCCAGAAAUUUAUUAAGUUUAAAUAUGUCUUCAAAUAUACUUACUGACUCUGUUUUCAGUUGUUUACCUCCUCAGAUCAAGGUUCUUGAUCUUCACAAUAACAGAAUAAGGAGCAUCCCUAAAGAUGUCACUGGUCUAGAAACCUUGCAAGAACUCAACCUUGCUUCCAAUUCUUUAGCCCACCUUCCUGGAUGUGGUAUCCUUAGCAGCCUUUCCAUACUGAUCAUUGACUAUAAUUCAAUUUCCAGUCCAUCAGCUGAUUUCUUCCAGAGCUGCCAGAAGAUUAGGUCCCUCAAAGCAGGGAACAAUCCAUUCCAAUGUUCCUGUGAGCUAAGAGAGUUUAUCCAAAGUGUAGGCCAAGUAUCAAGUGACGUGGUAGAGGGCUGGCCUGAGUCUUAUAAGUGUGACUAUCCGGAAAGCUACAAGGGAACCCCUCUGAAGGACUUCCACGUAUCUGAGCUAUCCUGCAACACAGCUCUGCUGAUUGUCACCAUUGUGGUCCCUGGGCUGGUGCUGGCUGUUGCUGUGACUGUCCUCUGUAUCUACCUGGAUCUGCCCUGGUACCUCAGGAUGGUGUGUCAGUGGACGCAGACCCGGCGCAGGGCCAGGAAUGUACCCUUGGAAGAACGCCAAAGAACUCUCCAGUUCCAUGCUUUUAUUUCACAGUGGCACGAUUCUGCCUGGGUGAAGAAUGAAUUAAUACCAAACCUAGAAAAAGAAGAUAUAAGGAUUUGUCUCCAUGAGAGAAACUUUGUUGCUGGCAAGAGCAUCGUGGAAAAUAUCAUCAACUGCAUUGAGAAAAGUUACAAGUCCAUUUUUGUCUUGUCUCCCAACUUUGUCCAGAGCGAGUGGUGCCAUUAUGAACUCUACUUUGCCCACCACAAUCUCUUCCAUGAAGGAUCUGAUAACUUAAUCCUGAUCUUGCUGGAACCCAUUCCACAAUAUUCCAUUCCUAGCAGCUACCACAAGCUAAGAGCUCUCAUGGCACAGAGAACUUAUUUGGAAUGGCCCAAGGAGAAGAGUAAACACGGACUUUUCUGGGCUAACCUAAGAGCAUCCAUUAAUAUUAAACUGAUGGGAAAAGCAGCAGAAGUACGUUACACAGAGAUUUAA